Molecule: messenger RNA, 2034 nt
Organism: Aedes aegypti (yellow fever mosquito)
Lineage: Eukaryota; Metazoa; Arthropoda; Insecta; Diptera; Culicidae
Exons: 2
Coding region: 657-1745 (362 amino acids)
Cellular component (GO): nucleus
Molecular function (GO): DNA binding
Source: RefSeq, a predicted model, not a curated record
GUGCCGGACAGCACCCAAUACCGGACACUUCCGAUUUUCACACUUCCAACGGUACAUUUGAAUAACUAACAUUACAUAAACAAUAAGAAAAAGAAAUAAAUGAAACCCAUGUGACAGAUAUGUCAAUACAACGCAUGGAAAUCAAUGUUUUGUUUGUUUUUAUUUGCACCUGUUGGGCAGUCGUGUUCCUGCUAAUUCUCCAAUCAGUACAUACGGACCAUUAAAGCUUUACUAAUUGAUAUUAUACAUCUAAUACGUCUUGAAGUGCACUCGAGUAACCAUGGAAAAGAAAAAGCUCUUGUGGUCCGUGGAACGCAUGACUGCUGCUAUAAACAAGGUUUUGGCGAGGGAAAUGACUAUUCGGGAGGCGGCGGAUGCAUUCGGCAUUCCCAAAAGUACUCUCCAUGACAAAACAGUAAGCCUCAAAUCUGGUAAGGAAACGCUCUUGGAGCCGAAAUUGGGCAGGUUUGCCAGCACAUUCUCGUAUGCAUACGAAGAAGAACUUGCAGACCAUGUUCGGGAUUUGGCGAGUAGAUGUUUCCCACUAACCAGGACCGAGUUUCUGAAAAUGGCAUUCGAUUUGGCGCAGCAGAAAGGUUCCACAUCAAUUCAAUGUGAGCAAAGGAACAGCUGGGAAGCACUUCUACUACAACUUCAUGGGAAGACACCCGGAUAUAUCACUGCGAACUCCCGAAUCAACAAGUCUUAUGCGAGCGGUUGGAUUCAACAGGCCACAAGUGGAUUUGUUCUACUCAAACUUACGUACAUUGACGGAGCGGUACAAUUUUCGUCCAUCUAACAUCUACAAUUGCGAUGAAACGGGCGUUACCUGUGUUCAAAAGCACCUUAAGGUAUUGGCUCCAAAAUCGGCCCGGCAAGUAGGUAAAAUUACGUCCGCCGAACGUGGAAAGAAUGUCACAAUCCUGUUCUGCAUGAGUGCAACAGGGGUGUACAUUCCACCGUUUUUCGUAUUUCCAAGAGUUAGGAUGAAUGAUCAUCUCAGGUUCAAUGCUCCCAUGGACAGUAAAGGAGUAGCCCAACCAAAGGGAUGGAUGAAUGGUGAGUUUUUCUUGAAGUGGCUGGAACAUUUCGUGAAAUUUUCACGUCCGUCAAAUGAAUCCCCAGUGUUGAUCAUUCUGGAUGGUCACAGUAGCCACAAAACACUGGAAGUGAUCAAUUUUUGCCGGAAUAAUAAUGUUCAUCUGAUCAGCUUGCCACCCCAUACAAGCCAUAAGAUGCAACCGCUAGAUAGAACUUUCAUGAAGCCCUUCAAAGAUUCAUAUCACGAACGAUGUGACGUGUGGAUAAGGGCACAUUCAGGAGCUCGUAUCACGGACUACGAUAUUGCUGGAAUCGUCAGACAAGCUUAUUUGAAGGUGGCUCGAACGGACAUCGCAACCUCUGGGUUUGAAUGUACCGGAAUAGUACCGUUCGACCCGCAUAAGUUCUGUACAGCUGAUUUUCUCCCCGCUGAUGUAACAAACAUUCCGUUAGAGAAUAAGCCAGUUGAAUCGAAACCAACUGUAUUCGAUGAGAUUCCAGCUGAUAUUUCAUUCCAACCAUCAACAAGUACCACAACAAGGAUGGUCGAAGCUUUGCAAAUAAUAUCACCCAUUCCCGAUGCAGCACAACGAAGAUCUAAUGCGAGAAAAAGAAAGUCACAGAAAAGCGAAAUCCUCACUUCAACGGCGUGUAAAGUUGAGAUCCAAGAGAAGGAGAGUAUAUCAAACACGAAAAAGUUAUGAAGAUGAGCUCAAAGAGUUCUAAGAAGGAAGAAUAUCCGGAAAGCAUCAUGAUUUCGGUAAAAGUGGAGGUUGAGGAGAAAGAAAAUUUGAAGACUCCGAAAUUGCAGUUGAACACCAGGAAGGGGAAAAAACGCGGCCGACCGAAAGGAAGCAAACAGACCACGACCAAGAAGAGCACCACUGUAAAGGAUUCAACAGCAGUUCGAAGUAACGCUUACACUAUUCGUUGAUUAUCAAGAGGAACAUUUGAUCCUGAUUUUUCAUAAAAAAUAAUUGAAUAUGCAAUGAA